AAAAGCGCCCUCUUCUCCUUCUUCGUCCCCCCGCGGUGGUCCGGGCGCCUGAGGCGCACCUUUGCCAAUCCCCAAUUCCGUCUCAUCUCAUCCCCAAUCUCACUCACUCCCCAUCCAUCGCGACGGCUUCACGGCGUUUCUUACAUCUUGGCGCAUCUCACUCACGCUUAUGGCACAGAGUUCCACAGCUGUUUAAGCUAGCUGGACGACUGUGCGGUCUCGUGGAGAUCUGCAUUACGAAUCACAUACACGCCGGUCGACGAUGCCCUCAUAACAGCCUUUGAUGGCCAGUCACCCAUCUCCCGGUCAGCAUGGCGGUGCUGGGCCCAACUACAAACGCGCCAGCCGCAAAGGAGCGCCUCGUCGCUUUGUUUGCAACCAUCCCGGGUGUGAGAAAUUGUAUUCGAGGGCCGAGCACCUACAGAGACACCAACUGAACCACGAUCCGAAGGAGAUCUUCGUUUGCGACGUGCCGGGCUGCGAUCAGAAGUUCGUUCGCGCCGACUUGCUUUCGAGACACCAAAAACGGCACUCGUCCACGUAUAUCCCAAGGAAUCGCGCUCCCAGUUUCAGCACUUCUGUCGCAUCCGCCGCCGCCGUCUCGUCGCCGACAUCAGCUGGUCUCCCGCGGUCCACUUACCCUCAGCCCUCCUCGUCAGGCGGGCCUCAUGACGCCGCGAUUCUUCUCACGCCCGGCUCCGACGCGACGCCGACGCCGACCACAGCCGCAACGAACCCGUCCCUGACCCAGCAAGCCGCAAGGCUAGGCCAGCCUUCAACGUGGCCAUCCAUCGACGACAUGGCUGCGGACAUGAUGCGUCCGAAGCCGAACUUCUACGUCCGCGAACAAGUCUCCCUGCCCGAAGCACCGCCUUUGAUGCCGUCUUACACCUCGGUCAGCUUCCAGCCGGACGAGGCCUUGUCGAGGGAGAACUUUGCCAUGUGGUUGUUUGAUCCCCAAGCGAGUUUCAGCGAGUUCAACGGGGUCGCCAAUAUCCCUUUUCUGGAAGGCGGUCUCGAAUCAACCUUUAACAACAACAUCCACUAUGAUUACGAGUCUCUUACCAGCCGCUCACAGCUAGACCCUACCCCUCCACGUCAGGUCGAAGUCAGCGACGAACUCAUCAGCGAGCACAGGCGGCAGGAGGUCCUCCGUUGGCUCCAGGUUUUCCGGCAGAAACAGCCCAAGUAUGAGCCGCGCAUCGUGAGCCUGGUGCAAGAGAGCGGCGGAGACCUGCCUGCCCUGAACCUCGACAUGAUGAGGGACUGCUUGCAGGAAUACUGGAAGAACAUCUCCCCGAGACUACCGAUAGUCCACCAGCCGACCUUUUCGUCCAAUCGCUGUCCCAUCUUGCUCCUCAUGGUGAUGAUUGCUCUUGGGGCCGCAUCCUUGAGUAGCAGAGACUCGACGGGUAACCUGGAACAGUACGGAGGGUUCGCCGAUGUCGUCAUCUCCAGCAUCCGCUGGGAGAUCCUCACCGCCGACGAGGCAUCACCGCCGGUGGGCCUGUACGUCGCCCAGUCGCUGUUACUGCUUGAGUUUUACGAGAAGAUGUUCUCCUCAAGGCGCAUGCACGAACGAGCGCACAUCUAUCAUUCCGCCACUCUGACCCUCCUGAGAAGAGGGAGCCCCCUGAUCGGAAGAGCAGGAAGCGAAUCGCCGCCGGAAGAGGCAGCGCCGACAGUGAACGAUGGCUCCUCAUCGGACUCGAGGACAUGGUGGAUUCGAUGGGCCGAAAGCGAAUCGAUGCACCGUGUCGUUUUUGCUGCCUUCAUGAUGGACAUCAUCCACGCGCUCACGUUCGGGCAUUCUGCCGACAUGGCGCCACACGAGAUCCGGCUUCCGCUACCAUGCGACGACGGGCUCUGGACCGCCGCGACGCCCGAUGUGUUCCGCCAGCUCGACAGCAACUACCGGAUGUACGGCAUCAAACAAGUCUCGUUCCUUGACGGACUCAAGAGCGCCUUGCACGGCCAGGAAGUCAAGACGCACACGUUUGGGCGCAUGAUCAUCAUGUCCGGACUGCUCAGCGUUGGCUGGCACCUGUCCCAUCGGGAAUCUCACACCAAAUGGCUUGACCUGCGGACUCCCAGCGCUGAGUCACGAGACGGGUGGAAGAAGAUUCUUCUAAGAGCUUUUGAUGAAUGGAAAGAAAGCUUCGACAAUGCGGUUGGUGCGAACGACACACCCGAGGUCCCCGGCCAGCCGUCCACCUCCAACGGCCCGAUCCACUCGGCCGCCGUGCUUUAUCAUCUCGCACACAUAAGUCUCCGCGUGGACAUCGUCGACUGUCAGGUAUACGCCGGGGCAAAAUACCUUGUCGGGCGGAAGGUCUCCACCCGUGAUUAUGCCAACGCAGUCGCGCGAAUGAGAACCUGGUCGAACGCUCCUUCGACCCGCCACGCCGUCCUCCACGCCUUCAAGCUCCUCUACCACGUGCUGGUGGACCAGCGAGGACCCAAACGGCGGACGAGCAGCUUCGACUCCCUGCCCGAACCCGUCUCGGUCUUCUACUCCUGCCGCACCGAACCGGACCCUCACCGGCCGUGGGUCAUGUUCUACGCCGCCCUGACGAUCUGGUCCUUUGUUCAGGCGCUUGGUAUGCCAAGCAAGAACGCGCCACCGGGGAGGUACAGCGAGAUCGCGCGUUACCUGGCGCAUUUCGCGGCCUUGGAUGAGCUCACGGACGAGGCGGCCCGGGAUCUCAACGACAGACUGCCGGAGUUGCUGGACCUGCUGGGGACGAGCCUGCAGCAGUCCCAUUCCGAGAUCAUGAGGGAAGCGAGCGAGAGGCUGAAGCGUUGCCGUGACACGAUGAGGUCAUGAGAGACCCCCGCUUCUGAGCGCACAAAAGCAUAGAGGGUUUCUCGUACCCAAAGAACAAUGCUGUCAUGUUGAGCGGUUUGCUACUCGUCUGAGGCUUACGCCGACGACUUGCUAGACGAUCUUAUGAACCCCGAAGGCACCUGAGAACCAUAAUCUCGUUUAUGCUUCGUGUUCCAAGUAUGGACAGGCCACAUCGUAUCUGACGUGGAGCUAAGCAUAUCGGAAGAUUGGUGUGGUAUUUACAAACAUCCUACGGACAACUAUGUGUCAUUCGUCCAGUAACGUGCCAAGAGGUCUCAGCAAUCUCUCAGGUACACAUCGGCACGACCAAGAACGUCAUCGGGAAGCAGUCCGGCGACGUGUCGGACAUAUCGGACCCGAUCACUGAGCCGGUGUCGAAGUAUUCGUCGUAUAGGGGGCAGUACUGGAACGUGUCGACUUGGAAGAAGGCGCCGCUACAGUUGAGCUCCUUGUAACCCCCAGCGAACUGCCCGGACGGCGGGAUCAUGUUGCAGUAGAUGUAGUACCACUUGCGCAGGUCGACGAAGGGCUCGGGCAGGAACUCUACGAGCUGGAAGUCGCCAUAUGGGUCCGUCGACAAGUAGUGCACACCGUACGACGUCUCCGACAUGAGGCGGCCCUGGCUGUCGAGGCUGAAGAUGCCGGCUUCGGCCUUGGGCGCGACGUACCGCGGCCAGAAGAGCGCGCCCGCCUCACUGAAAAACUCAAAGUUCGGCACGAUGCGCAUGUACUUCUGGUAGUACGGGAGCGGUGUCGGGAGCGGUGUCGGGAGGUUGGACGGGUACGACGUCAUGGUGGCCGACAGGUAGAACGAGGGGUUCGACACCGAAGGCGUGCAUGUCGCCGUCCUUGUGUUCGUCGCGAAGAUCUCGGCCUACAUCGCCGGUUAGUUCCGUUUUGUGCACACAAAGCCACGCAUGCGGUCUAUCUAUCCGCACGUUUGUUUGAUAGGAUGGAUACGUACCACUUCGGUGUCAGUAUAAGAUAUGACUUCUGUGUGGUAGAUCGGCGCAUACUCUGUCUCUGUAUAUGGUUCGUAUACCGUCGAAUACUGGAUGAUGCGGUCAGCCUUCGUUAUCAAUUUCCCCCCACCACACGCCGCAGCAUCUAUUCCUUACAGUAUAGACAAACUCCUUCUCCACCGUUUUGACGGUCUUCCGUUCGUCUUUCGUGACGACGGGGGGGCAGGUGUGAAGACACGCGCACGCCUUCUCCUGGACCGCCUCGUCGCACGACGCCCUGACUCUGAGAGGGAACAUUUUGUUCUUCGGGUUGGGGUCAUGGUGCUUUUUGGGUUCCCUCUUGUUGAGUGCCAGUGUGGUUACUUCGAAUUUCCUACGGGGCUCGUCAGCGAGGGAUGGCUCGAUGGAAGGCCAGGACUGCGUACUCUACGGUCCACGUCGGCCUCUCGGUUGACGUCGCAAUGGCCGUGUAAGUGGUUUCCUGUUAUCCCAGCUCGUCAGUACCCUUGGCCCAGGUGCAUUUCGAGCCAGCUACUCACGGUGUAGUCGAACGUCCACGUAGUCGUCGAAACUAUGGUCUAAGCCGCAGCGUUUUCUCCCGUCAGUCAUAUAUGUCACUCUGUGCGAACGUGUGACAGGAACUCGUCCAAUGUUUUUGCCAGCAACUUACCGCCUCGGUCCAUGGAACGGCGCCGCCGUUCUUCGUCUUGGUCCUCGUCGUUGUAACCGUGCCUUUGAGCGUCGUCGUGCUAUCGGGCGGGCACUGCAGGACGGAGGAGCAGUACUUGGACACAAUGGUCGUCUUGACGUGCUUGUUGACGGCCGAGACGCACUUGGCGACGGCCUUGUCCUUGGUGCAGAACUUCAGCUUCGGUUUGGACGCCGCUGUCGCGAAGCCCAGCAGCUGCAGCAGGAGCAGCAGGCCCAGGGCCGUCGUGAAUAAUGCUGGGCGCGUCAUAGUGUUUUGGAGGAAAGCUAGCCACGCCGGUGAAGGUGGAGCUUUUUUUGUUUUUGUUUUGCUGAGACGAGGUUCGAAGGUACUACGAUUACGGGACGCAGACCUUGAAAACGACGUUGACGCCCCGACUGCGACGUCUCGGCCGUCCCAUUUAAACCGGAGCUCUCCCAUCGCGAACAGAGAGUGCUGGUGGUGUUGCUUUUGUCUCCAGCCGCAGCGAAACCCUUCGGAUUUUGCCUGUUUGGGCUAGUGGUGUUCAAGCUACGACCUGGCUUGAGCUAUUGACUUAGCGUCCAGCCCAGCUCGCUGGUCAGCCAGAGAUGUCUGCGAGUCUCCGAUGCGACUGAUUGGUGCCAGCAGAUUGAGGGGGGCGGAGAGGGCGUUCUGGCCCUGUUGGGCGCAACCGGGACAGACUAUGUAUCGCCCCAAGGGGCUUUGGCCUAGUCACCGAAACGUUGAUCCAGCAGUGCGGUAACGAGAUAAGGGAGAAACCCGAAAUGGAGAGGGAGAAAAGAGGGCUGGGACAAAGACAUAGAAAGUUGUCGAGAUAUGUUUCGAGGUAAGACACCCCUCCCCUCCCCUUUGCCGAUACCACAAUGCUGUCGCGUGGGUUAUGUCUGGGACUAACAAAGGACUUGAUAUCGCUUAAAGUCAGUUGGCUGCGCCCCGAAAUGCACACUCGUACACAAUCUCAUGAGGCUUCAACAUGCUAGUCGCCAGAAGGCCCCAAGAGGUCUUGGCGAUGCCACCGUGGCAUGGACUUUUAUCAUGUGCGAUCGACCUCGUUCGUCCUGUUUUGGUGAUUGC
Colletotrichum destructivum is the source of this 5575-nucleotide messenger RNA. RefSeq lists its product as uncharacterized. Gene Ontology annotation, cellular component: chromatin. Lineage: Eukaryota; Fungi; Ascomycota; Sordariomycetes; Glomerellales; Glomerellaceae. Gene Ontology annotation, molecular function: DNA-binding transcription factor activity, RNA polymerase II-specific; zinc ion binding; RNA polymerase II cis-regulatory region sequence-specific DNA binding. The coding region runs from base 284 to 2827 and encodes 847 amino acids. The transcript is spliced from 3 exons. Gene Ontology annotation, biological process: DNA-templated transcription; regulation of transcription by RNA polymerase II. The record is from RefSeq and is a predicted model, not a curated record.